This is a messenger RNA of Egretta garzetta (little egret), 3244 nucleotides long. RefSeq names its product nuclear FMR1 interacting protein 1 (gene NUFIP1). The record is from RefSeq and is a predicted model, not a curated record. The transcript has 10 exons. Gene Ontology annotation, biological process: box C/D snoRNP assembly. Gene Ontology annotation, molecular function: RNA binding. NCBI's taxonomy places the organism in Eukaryota, Metazoa, Chordata, Aves, Pelecaniformes, Ardeidae. Gene Ontology annotation, cellular component: nucleus. The annotation marks the transcript as partial.
UACCCGCCGCCCACCGAGGGCUUCCCGCCGCCCGACAGCUACCCGCCGCCCAAGAGCUACCUGCCGCCUGACAGCUACGUGCCACCCACCCCCUGGUACCCGCCGGCCUACGGAGAGCGACCGCAGGGCCCGCACGCUGGUGGAAAUGGCAAUUUCUCCCAGAAGAGGCAAGGCGAGCAAGCGCCUGGGUUUAGUAAACGUUUUCCAGAAGAAAAUAACAAGCCAAAGACCAAAAAGAAAAAAGAGCCAGUUUUCUCUCAUUAUUGUGAUACCUGUGACCGUGGCUAUAAAAACCAGGAGAAAUAUGAUGAACAUAUUUCGCAACAUAAACAGUGCACGGAAGAAGGUUGCAAUUUCAGCGCACAUGAGAAGAUAGUUCAGAUACACUGGAAGAACGCACAUGCACCUGGUGCUAAAAGGAUAAAAUUAGAUAGCCCGGAAGAGAUUGCUAGAUGGAGAGAAGAAAGAAAAAAAAAUUUUCCUACAUUGGCAAACAUUGAAAGGAAGAAGGCGAUGCAGAUGCAGAAGGAAGAAAGAGGAGAAGUGCUGACUACCCAGCAGUUUGGCAAAAUGAAGGGGAUGUGGAAACCUUCAGAAAAUGAAGAGAGGUUUGGACAGCAAGGGAGACAGAAGAGAAGACAAAGGCGCCUGUUCUGGAAGAAAUUCAGGAAAAAUAGUGGCGAUUAUAAUGUACAUAGAACUCAACAUGAAGCCAAUGGACCAGAAAACAGCAUGUGUGAAAAGGAACAUGAAAAACAGCAUGCUUUGGCAGAUCAGCCGUGCAUGAAGGACAUGGACCCUCUUGGUCUUCUGGCAAACAGUGACAUUGAAUCUGACAAGGAUGAAACGGCAGCCGGAGAUGGGAGGCUGGGAUUGACUGUUGUUCCCAAGCAGGUCACCUCUGCCCUGAGUUCGUUGUCGGCCAACUACGGCAGCGCGUCCGACAGUGAGCCCGAAGAAAUCCCUGUCAAGACUGCAACAAAAGCUGAGAAAAACCAGGCUGCGCUCAGAAAUACACCUCAAACUACUUACGUUCCUCGGAGUCGAAACCCGAAUCAAAAACGUCCAGAAUAUGCAGGCACGAUGUUGAGAAGCUCGAAUUCAAAUGCACGUCCCCCCAGAGGGCCUGAUAACUGGGGCAAGAAAACAUUACCUCUCCUUCCGAAGCGCCGUCCAACUCUGCUGGAAAUGUUACUGGCCCAGGACAUCCGACACGAAAGGAAUGUGAUUUUGCAGUGUGUUCGAUACCUCAUCCAAAAUAACGUGUUUGGACUUCAUUUUAAAGCAGAACCACAAGCUGAAACAGAGACUGAACAGUCCUCUACAACAACAACUGCAGCAGAGACUUUGACGGACAAAUUUGAGGAAUCUAAUUGUUCUUGUAGCUCUGACCUUCAGUUAGCAGCAGGAGAAGAAAGUGCAUUAUUAAUAGCCCAGGGUGAGAAAGUACCAGUGGAUCAGACUUCACAGAUGGUUCACUCAGCAGAUGAGGACACAUGGGAAAUCCCGUCAAUUCAGUGUGAAGAAGCACUGUAGAAGAUGCCUGCUGUGGGCAGGAAAGCAAAGGCUCAUCUUUUCUACCUGACGUUUUUUGAAAGACAUCAGUAUAACAAAAUAAUCAUUAAAGUACAUACUGAAAGCUUGUUAAAACCACUUUUCUGAUCUGUUCUGCCUGAGGUGGCCAUUUCCUUGUGAAAACAGCAUCCAUGUUGAGUAAUUGCAUUUCCCUGUGGCAGAAAGGCAGCAGUGGCACAGAGUGUGACCUUCCCUAGAGUAGGUGCGGAUCCCUUCUUUCAAGCUUCAGAGCUCUGAAUGUUUUACCUUGUUACAAAAUGUCUGUCAGUCCAUCACCAGAGCCAAGUAGCAUUGUGGUAGGGUGGAUCUUCAUCAUGUGGAAUCAUGGUCUGGUGUGUCUGGGAGUAUCUGAGUGUCCAGAAGUAUUUCAGUCGACUUUUGAAAUGGUAAUUCAGUGCAUAUUUUUUUCCCCAGCUGUUAUUUGAUAUAAUAUAUAAAUGGAAGUUAUAACUGACCUUGCACCAGGAUUCUCCUCCUCUCUGAACUAAUUUGUUAAUUGAGCAGAGAAGUGGAAAUGAGGGUGCAGACUGAUGCAAGAAACAUCUUUUUUUAAAAAAAAAAAAAAGAUACAAUAACUGCUUGCAUCAGUACUAGGUUGCUGGUUGACCUCAGGUACCCAAUAUUAAGCCUUAGGCCUCAACUGCUGUUACAGUCAUUGCCUGAUAAAUCUGACUCUUGAAGCAAACUGUUAGUGUUAAGAAUAUUAUCAAAGUUUAGAAAGCUUACCAAGAGUUACUGGUUUGUCCCUCUUUAAUAUGCAUUGGGAAUUUAUUAGUUGGCCUUCUGGAAGAAAGUCCUCCUUGGAACAUUGUUACAAUGGUCCUACACCAUCCAGUGAUGCUUGGUUUUUUUGGUUUUUGUUUUGCAUAGAAUUGUAUGUACAUCCAUAGUGUUGUGAGCAUUAAAGAAGCAUCAGCCAAAGUUUAGAAACAAGUUUAGUCUUUUGAUUAUAUUGUGCAUUUGUUUGUCACAAUCCUUCUUGUCAAGGGCAGAUGUUAGUUUGUCACAUUGAUACUGAAAACAUGCCAUGAAAAUAAUCUGUUAUCAAAACCUCUACUUCAGGAUAUUUCUCCACCCUUUGUCUUUUAGUCAUGUCUGAAUGUUGGUGUUAAAUCUCAGGGACAGAUUUUAUUUUCUGUUCUUUGAUAGAAGUCUAGCCUUCCAUUCCACUAUCUAAAAUGUGGAGACUCACAUGGGGUGUUUUUGUUGCUUAAUAACUGUAUUUUCUUUCCUCUAGUUCCUUAACUUGUGCCAUACAUCUCAUUUGUGGUGCAUAGAAAACAAAAAAUAGUUGAAAAUUCUGUCCCACUGCUCUGCUAUUUAUACCUACGACUGCAUAUUGUGUUUGUAAUGCACCAUCUAAAUUUAUAGAAUUAUAUAAAUAUCAACACCCUUGUAAAAGUUGUGUGUGUCUCCAGAAUGUAUGUGCAGAAUGGGAGCAGUGAUCAUAAACAUUUAUAUUUCCAAGGCAGAUGAUUCAUUCUUCCCAUGAUGGUCCCACGAGCCAUCUCAGUCUCACUGACUUGCUUACAGCUCUUACGGUUUUACUGCGGUGAAAAUACCAGCAAACGACUCUUGAGCCAUGGAGGUCUGGCACUUGGGCAGAACCUGGUUUUGGAGUGGAGUGGUACCAGUGCUGUUGAAAGCAUGGGUAACAGCUGCAGGAAAA